AUGGAAAACUCAAAACUUCCACAUCAAACCCACCCGAACAACAACAGAAUUUCCUUGAGCCCUCAUGAUGAAAUAGAUAAAUCCAAUACUAAGAAAAUUCCAAAAACAUCAAACAAAGGUCAUCAGAAAAAGUACCUAGGAGUGAGACAAAGACCAUCAGGAAGAUGGAUAGCUGAGAUAAAAGACUCAUCACAGAAACUAAGACUAUGGUUAGGAACUUUUGACACACCAGAAGAUGCUGCUAUGUCUUAUGACUCAGCUGCAAGGCUUCUUAGAGGAAGAAAUGCCAAAACUAAUUUCCCAAAUACUCGUGAACAAGAUUUCGCCAUUUUAGGAAAGAAUCCUCGAGCUCUUCGCCUUCUUAAGCAUGCAAUGAUGAAAAACCAUGCAGUUUCAUCAUCUACUUCUCUUUAUUCCACUGUCAUGAUGCCAUGGAAAAAUGACGCCAUUGUCGAGGAAACUAUAGUUUGUUCUAUUGCUGAUGAUGAAGGUUCUAGUGGAUUUUCAUUUGGAAGUUCUAAGGUUUAUUCUUCUGUUGUUGUUGCUCCUUCUUUCAGUGCUUCUUAA
This is a messenger RNA of Vicia faba (fava bean), 567 nucleotides long. NCBI's taxonomy places the organism in Eukaryota, Viridiplantae, Streptophyta, Magnoliopsida, Fabales, Fabaceae. The record is from the annotation of a GenBank genome assembly.